AGUGUCUUGCAUCGGCAUACAACUGUACAUCAGGUGAAAAUGCGGGAGGAAAUCAAAUCACUUAUUCAUUAUCCUAUUCAUUACCACGUCACUUAUGAUGUAGUUAAAAAGAACGGAUUCAACGUGGACGGUGAACGAUGGGCCAACGACGCUAAGAAGACGUUUGCUAGACUGGAAUUAGAUCCAUCAGAGGAACUGAAUGCGAUCACAAUUGGAUGCGGAAAUGGUAUGGUUGACGAGCCCAUUAUAGACACCUUGUUGAAUAAGUACCCGAAGAUCCGCUACACGGCUGUGGAUCCACUUCCUGACGAACUUGGAAAGUUUGAAAAAAUGGCUAAAGAUAAUGAGAAGAAAUGGGGAAAUGUCAAGUUUGACUUUCAAGUCACUACUAUUGAAGAAUAUUUGGAAAGGGUAGAGAAGCGGAAGUUCGGAUUGAUAAUUCUUUCACAUGCAGCCUAUCAUUUCCAGAACGUAGAAGUCACUUUGGCUCAUUUAUAUAAGAAUAAUCUGGUCACAGGAGGAAUGUUUUUUUGCAGGAUGAUUUCAGGUGGAUGGGAAAAACUAACCCUGAAGAUUGGAGAGCACUACUAUGACCCAGAUCAAGGUUUCAUCGGUUCACAGACAGUAAAAGAUAUGUUAAAGCGUCAAAUUCCAGAUAUCGAACUGGAAAUCGUACCCAGAGGCUGCUUGUUGAAUGUUACGGAAUGCUUCGAUGAACAAUCACAAGACGGGGGUUACAUGCUAGAAUGCAUGACACAAAUUUACGAUUUCCGCAGUUUUUGCAAACCAGAAAUAAAGAAAGAUAUUAUGGAGCAUUUAAAAAAUAAGUGUUGCAAGAAAGAAGGGGACAAAUACUUUCUAAUGGCAGACGAGGAAGAUCUGAUUGCAUUCGGCAAAUAAACUGUUAGUGACAAAUUCAGAAAUGACUUGUUAUACAAAUUAAAUAAUUAAUAUUCAAAUUUAAAAUUGAAGCACGUAGAAAGACAAAUUCAAUUUCAGCACACAAAUACUUUUUGAAAGUGAUAUUUUAUUAAGAGUAAGCAAGCUAUGAAAGUGAGUGUCUGUUACCAGUCCGCGAACAAUGACAUUGACAUUUUCUUCUUGGUAUCCUGGGUGGACCACUGUCAGAUUUGUUUAUUUCGAGAAAAUAUGUUUUCUUCAUUAUAUUUUUGCCAUUUUUGGGUCGCCUUCUUCUUAGCAACUACCAGCUCAAUUGCUUUUUAUACUUGAUAUGUACGGUCCAAGAUUGAUCCUCAUGAGAUUUGUACAAAAGAUGAUAACAAUUGUAAUUGCCAUGGCAGUAUCCAAAUAAACUACCAUGGUUUUGCUUUGGCAAGAACAUUGUGGGGACAUUUAUAAUACAGCAUUGUCAACUUUGAAGACAAACACAGCGAGCUAUGUCGACCGUUAUGGCUCUUGUUUUUCUUUUUCAUUUGUGUUACUGGAUUGAGUUUGCAAUCAACUUUGUUUUAUUUUUCUAAUUACUUUUUAAUACAACACCGAAUAACCUAUCUUGUGGAACAUUUAUUGAAACGAUAUUCUGGUGUUUUCAAUAAUUUAUUCAGUUAAGAGUGAAGGGGUGCCAUGCCUGCCAGACCUAAACAUAGCACAACUCGACUACUUACCACAUUUUGUAUUCCAUUUAUUGCACACUCGUGAUUUCAGAAAAAUUUUUUCUCAUCCCUGGGACCCCGACCACAGUGUGCCUUGAGAUCGUAAAAAGUACGAUAUAUAGGUCUGAAUUUAUAGUAAGAGAAUAUCAGAAUGACAUAAAUAAUCACAUAUCACAUAAUAUACAUAUUAGAUACAUUCCCGAUAUAUCGCCGUUAGGCUAAAACAAUUACAUGGUUGGAAAGCUUUGUAGACCCCAAAUAGAUAAAAAUAGAUAAAAUAGAUAAACAAAUUAAAGUAAAAUAUCAUCUCGACCCCAAAGUUGCAAUCAGUGACAGUGGGCGUAUUGGUUCCGCCGACAACAGUUUUCUUAUCUUAAAUACUAAUUGUCAUACAAGUCUGGUUCUUUUUCCGGAAAUACGAGAUAGCAAUGAAACCACCAUGAUAAUUAAAAUGUCAAAUAAUUGAAACUUAUUCGUAAAAUGGGUUUCAUUCUUGUCAAAAAUCAUCUAUAAAUCAACUGUGACCGUAUAACUCGUCAA
Saccoglossus kowalevskii is the source of this 2153-nucleotide messenger RNA. RefSeq names its product histamine N-methyltransferase-like. The record is from RefSeq and is a predicted model, not a curated record. NCBI's taxonomy places the organism in Eukaryota, Metazoa, Hemichordata, Enteropneusta, Harrimaniidae.